AUGCAAUAAAUAUCUUAAGUAGGAUAAAAUGAGUUUUAUCAAUUUUACUUACUAUAUAAGAAGGUAAAGUCUUUUCUUUAGAAAAUUAGGUAAAUCCUAAUUUAAUGUUGAAAUCACUUAUGAAGGUAAAGACUAAAAAUUUACUUAAGAAUAGAGCUUUUAUUUAAAUCUAAUAAAUAUAAAAAAAUGAAAAAAUUAAUUUACUUAUCAAACAAAAAAUUAAUGAUCUUUUAAUUGAAUUUAAUUAGAUGAAACUCAAUGUUAAAUUAAUUAAGAAUAAAAAUUAUAUAAUUGCAUCAAUUUAACUUGAUUUUUUUUAAAUAGUUUAAAAAGUCGAAAUUUAAUAGAGAAACAAAAUAUCACUUUAAUUGUGCUUUAAUGUAAGUUUUGAUAUAUCGAUUUAGAAAGAUAAAAUAAUUUUUUUAUAAGAUUUGUCAUAUUAAAAAUAAGAAGACACUCUGGAACCCGUACAAAAUUAAAAGUAAAAACAAAAUUAUAAUAUCCUAUAUACUGAUGGUGUUAAACAUAUAAUUUUAGAGGAAAUUCCAUUUAAUGUAGUCAGUUAAACUUAUGGAUUUGAUUUAAUCAAAAAUGUUUUAAAAGAAUCAAUAAUAAUUCCUCAAUAAUUUCCUAGUAUAUUUUGUGGAAAUUUAACCUUAUUAGGGAGUAUUGUUAUUUGGACAUCUAGAUCAGGAAAAUUAUCAAUAAUUUAAUUGGGUUGCAACAAGAUUUAGGGAACUUUAUAAAGAAUAAAUUUUAAAGAUUUGUUCUCAAUUUUUUUAAAGAAUUAAAUAGUGAUAUAAUAAUUAUUUACAAAGCUAGAUAGAAUAAACCUUUAAUAAUUCAUAUAAAAAAUGUUGAUUUUAUAAGAGGUAAUUCAGAAAAGGAUCAAAGUAGGGAUUUAUAAGAAGGAAAAUCUUAGUUUUUUAUUGAGGUUUUGA
Messenger RNA from Paramecium sonneborni, 941 nucleotides. Lineage: Eukaryota; Ciliophora; Oligohymenophorea; Peniculida; Parameciidae. The record is from the annotation of a GenBank genome assembly.